This is a messenger RNA of Pseudovirgaria hyperparasitica, 585 nucleotides long. RefSeq lists its product as uncharacterized. Lineage: Eukaryota; Fungi; Ascomycota; Dothideomycetes; Acrospermales; Acrospermaceae. The transcript is spliced from 2 exons. The record is from RefSeq and is a predicted model, not a curated record. The coding region runs from base 1 to 585 and encodes 194 amino acids.
AUGUCCGCACGCCGGAAACGAUCAUCUAGCUCGCCUGAACGUGAUGCUCGGCAGGUCGGCUUCAGCGCAUCGACGCCUGGAGCAGAACAGCCCAAGAGGAACAAGGUGACAAGCGAAGUAGAUGAAGUAGAAUUGAUAGCGCCGAGUGACGCGUGGACCGUGGAUACGUCAACUAUCUUUUCGCCAAAGGAGAAUAGGGGCAUUAGAAUCAUUUGUAUCGUGGAGAAGCUGCGAGUGCAUUACGAUAUAGAUGUUCUACCGACAUAUAUCGGAUCAUGUGCGCUGGUAAAAGAUCCGGCGCACAGCAUACUUGGAAACGGAGAGCACCAAAUCCCCUUAAAGCCGGGACUUGGCUCCGAUUUCAAUCACUUCCUGAAACUCGGCGUUCUCCAGCCGAUGGGCGGCGGGCAAGCACCUUUAGAUUCAAUCAUUGUUAUCGAUGCACAUGACAGAAGACGACUUCUUGUGCCUUUUGGCUGGGGAGCCGGACGACAUGUCAUGGAUGCAACUGGUGGGAAGGUCAUUAUCGAGAGGAUGACACGUACUCUUAUCCAUGCGCUAGGAGAUUUGCUGCAAAGUAAAUAG